GAGAGAGAGAGAGGAAGAAAAAGCUGUCUUUUCCUCCCCUCUCUCUAUCUCUCUCUCCGAAAGGUAUUCCGUUUUACCUCUUUCUCUCCGAUGGCCUUUGGACGGAAUCCACGCCGCUGCGCGCCGUAGGGCGACUGGGGGGCCGGGCCAUGGACGACGCGUGGCACGUCAAAUGCGGCUCCGCAUGGCCUCCCCCGCCGGCGGCCGCUCUGACGCCAUCCCUACCAUUGCCUCCUCCUCCGAUGGCGCCGCAACCGCCGCAGCUUCCGGCGAUGGGAUCUGCCAGCCAGGUGGCCAUGAAUUUGCGACAGCAUAUUCAUCCUUCAAUUGCACAAGAAUCUUUUCAGCAGGAUCAAGUAAUAGUUCAAGAAUCAUUGGUCUUUAACUCUUUGAACUUAGAUUCUUGCAAAUCAGGGAAAACAGAACUGGGCAAUUCAUUUCUUGCUCUUUUAUCUGGCGAAUUUUCUCAAUUACCAAAUUCAAGACCUUCUUUAACUAAGCUACAUGACAAUAAUGGUGGUAUUGAUGUCAGUGGUGCAAGUUCUGCGGCACCAGUUGCAAGUAUUACAACCAUGCCAGAGAAUCAUGGAAAUGAUGUCAUGGGAAAUGGAAAUGAGCUUUCUUCAUUUGUUGCAUCAAGGUCAUUCUUAUCUACUUGCAUGAAACCCCCUGUUUUGCACAAUAAUCUUCAAGUAACAGCUUCUCCUUGUUGUGGUAUGGAAUCUGCUAAACAAACUACCCAUCAAGCAUUUCAGGGUAAGAAUUUAGGGGUUGCAGCACCUUCUAUGGGUUAUGCGUGGCCUACUAUCGGUAGCCCUUCAAAUGCCAGCCAGUGUCAUACCUUAAAUGUUCAGACCUUGCAUAAAAUGUCAUUUGAGACCAAGCCUUCUGUCUCUUGUCAUGCAUCUUCCUUUCUCAGAGGGCGCCCCCGUGUCUUCUGCAUGAAUACAGUUGGAGAGCUGUUCGCCAGUGACAUCGGGCUUUUUGGAGUUGUUUGCUUUUGUCAUAGUUUACCUAUGUCUGUGGCAAAAUUUUGUGAGCAUUCAGGAUCACCUUCAGCUAACCCUGGUGAGGCUGUCCAUUUGGAGAAUGGAAUGACUCUUGCACAGUGGCGUAAGCUGUGUUUAGGGAUUAUGGCUCCAGAUGAUGGCAGUGGAUGGGAUUGGUCAGAUAGUUCAUUGGUAAAAGGUGCUUUGCUCGGAUCUAAGGCUAGUAAGGUCACAACCCUGUUUAAAAAUCCUGAGGCAACUAAUACAGCGGGGGCAUUUGGUGGACUAUGGAAACCUGGAGAACCUUGGAACAAGUUUUUGUAUAAUGGUCACCCAUAUACAGCAGUAGGGGGAUAUGGUACCCUUGGAAAAUCACUGAACAAGGAGGCAGAGAAUGCUGAUCCGAGGUAUUAUUUGAAUGGACAUAAUCUUUUCUCCAAGAACUUGUCCAGUUCAUCAGAAAGUGUCAUGCCUCCUGUAGCUAAGCACCAGACAGUGCAGGCAGUGAAGCAAAGUCAUGCUUGUGUUGGUCGUAAGGAGACUCAAUCAAGUAUACAUAAGGGAGAACAGAAUGUUGGGCAUCACUUUGAUGCUUACAAUAUUGAUAUCUCAGGAAAAUGUGGAAAUCCAUCCAUGUCCUCGCCAUAUGCAGGCACUAAGAAAUCUUUCAGCCAUGACUACAGCAUCAGCAGCGGUUACUUUUCCAGUGAAUCAUCUAUGGUCAAUAGGGAUGGUGCUUCUUCAACCAUUGAAUUGAGGCUUGGGCAGCCAUCUCAGCAUAACCAUACUUUUCCAGGUUCAGUUCCAGCAGCUGUGCUGCAGUUUGGAGCACUAUGUAACUCAAAGAGGCCACAGUUCUCUCAGCCACUGACAUGCCGAAAUGAUUAUCCCAGGGAAACAAAGACACCAAGGCUAAAUCUCCAGCACACUCCUUCAGAAGUAUCAUCUUCACACAGACAUCAUCCACAGCAUGCAGUUGAAACUACGAAUGCCAUUAAUCGUUCUGAAUCAAAGGAUCUCAUGGGGGAUGCAACUAAGAAUUCAAUGAUAUCAUUAUUUCUUUCACACCUUGAAGGGAACAACACAUCUCAGUGUGUUGAUAAUAUUGCUAAUAACAGUGAGCAUUUUCUGUCAAGGUUGCUUGAUGGUGACUCCGUUUCUGUCAAAUGCAACCUUUCAGAUUCUCUGACAGACAUUGCUGAUGGAAUUAGAAAGGGUUCUGAUGCAUACCAGUCUGAUCUUUUUAAAAAUGUGGAUAAGGAGCUGGAAGUUGUUGAUAAUUGCAUGGUAAAAUCAAGCUAUCUGGUCCAAAAUAAGCCUAUGGCAGAUACCAGAUUUCCUGCUUUGGCUGGUAGCGGACAUCAUCCUUACAGUAGUUCUCGUGAGGAUGAUAGACAAUCUUCCUUGUAUCUCAGUCAGCUACCUGCCAAGAUGCAGCCUGCACCUGAUGCUAGGAACUCUAACCAAUGUGCGAAAGUCUCCUCCUUUGCAAGCAGGGAUCAUUGUGAUCAUGCAUUUCAUAGAUCUACAAAUCCAGUUCCUUAUGCUGCUAAGGAACCUGGUUCUCUAAACUCAGAUGUCCAAGUGAAUCUCUCUUCAACAAACUCCUUGCGGGCUUCAGAACCAUCUUCUUCGUUUUCAAAUAAGAACAAUGUUGAUACAUCCCAGCCAUUGAUGGAUGAGAACUUGAAAGUUCUUGCUUUAAGGCAUAUGGUUGAGUUUUCUAAGCAGGAAAAGUCCACUGCAUCCCUGGAAACAGGCCCACAGCACAGAAGGUUAUGCUGUCUUUCAUCUAAGCAAUUGCAAAGGAAUGUUUGCCAAGAUGAUCUGAUAGCACCUGAAGAGCUAAGGCAGGAACCUUUUGUUAAUAUUCAUCAGGAUAUCUCCAAAAUAGCUGCUAGAUCUAUACAUUCAUGCCCAAAUUGUCACAUAACUGGUGUUCAAGUCUUUACCGGCAAGCCUGGCUUCACAGGUCCAAACAGAUGCUGCAAUUGCAUAGCUGCAACGAGAAGAGACUCGGUUUGUUCUAAAGGGCACGGCAUUCAGUUUUCUUCUUGUUGCAUAUGUGGUGUUGAUGAACAGCCUUGUUUGAGACUUGGGAGACUCUCAAACAGCACUGCUGACUGUGCUAAGUUUGAAGUGUGCAAGCAGAAGGAACAAAGUCCUUACUCAUCUGGAAAGUGCUGUUCCUCUCUAUGUUCAAAUUGUGUGACAGGUCAUAUCUUGGAAAGUGGUAGCCCUUAUGAUGCCUUAGGUGAACAAAAUGUAUGUGGGAAAGCCAAAUUAGUGCAUAUCAUGCCACCUUGUGAUAAAGAUGAUUUGCUUCGAGAUAGCAAAAGGAGUCGACUAAGUCAAUGUGAAUGCUUCAAGAACAAUACCGCCAUGAAGAAUGACAGCCAGACUGCUCUGUCGAGAGAUGUUCCAAGCAAAGUGAUUGCACACUCUGAUGGUAUAAUUGGCAAGCCCGCACAGGUAUUGGAGGUCACAACAAUCGUUGAUGAUCAAGUUGCAGAGAAUAUUGUGAAGGAGAUUGAUGGAAUUAAUCAAGAUUCUGAGUCAAUGAAAGCAGAACAGAUGUCUAAUAUUUCUUCUGGAUCCUCUGCUGCUGCUGUAACUGAGGUUUCAGUUGAAGCUAAUAAUGUUGAUUCCUGCAGCAGAUAUGUUAGCCAUGCUAAGACUCUCCAUGAUUUUGUGGUUGAUGAAGGAUCAGGAAUUGAGAAAUGUGGUUCAUCUGAUGAAGCACUAGGCGGUAGAGAGUGCAUAGAAUCCCUCACUUUCAAGGGUAAUAUGGAUCCAGCCAGGUCUGGGUUGCUCUCUUUGCCAAAUCAUUCAUCUCAUGAAGCUCAUUUCGAGAAUUCAUGCAAAAGAAAGCGGGUAAGAAAUCAGAUCAUUGAAGGAUGUAAGGCUCAUGAAAAGAUCAACCAGAAGUGGCACUCUGAAAGGAUGUUGGAAGCAGAUAAUGGAAAGGAACCUAUGGAAUUGAAUAGACUAGAUGUGUCGAUUCCAGUAACUGGAUUUUCUGUCGUACAUUCUGAAUCCUCUGACUGCAUUGGCCAUUCAAAAGUUCACCUUUCUUUAACCCAAGGGGUUGAAGCUCCAUCUCUACCUGAUGAUAUGAUGCAAAAGACAUGUAUCUCUUCCUGCAGGUCUUCAAGUAUCAAGCGGAAACGCUCUGCUUUGUCCUCCCCCAGGCCCCAUUCCAUAAAGAGAUUUGACGACCAUUAUAAAUUGUGGGAGCCUCAUAAGAUGCAGUCAGUUAGUGAUGAUCAUUCUUUUAGGACAUUUAAAGUUUUGGCUGAAAAGAAGGAAAAACAAGAUUUAGCUGCAGGCUCAAAACAGGAAAACCGUGUAAUUGCUGGAAAAGCACCUAAAUUUGUGUUGCUAAGUUGUAUAGGAAGCCCUCCCAACCAUGGAAAGGGUAUUAUGGAUAAGAAGGUGAGGCCUGUUGUUUGUGGGAAUCUGGGUGUCAUUUCCAGUGGAGGUACUAGUGGUCCACAGAAGCCUGCAAAAAUUGUUCCUCUCAGCUUGAUUCUUAAAAAAGCUAGGUGUAGCACCACUGAAUUUGUCAAAAAUGCUGGACUACCAAUAUCCUCAAAGACCAAAAAAGCACGCCUUAGUGCAAAGCUAUCUUCAUGGAAGUUACGACUUGAUGAAAAUUCCAAGGUGGUUGAAAAAAAUGGAGCAGAUUCUGGCAUUCCUCUUAUGUCACAAAAAGAUAAAGGAUUUUCAAGUAAAAAUGAUGAAUGUUUAGAUGAUUCUUCCAUGACAGCAAAGGAGACAGAUGCUGGAAAUAAUAAAACUAUAAAGCCUAGUUUGUGUCAUAAAAGGUUUCUCUCCCAGUCCAAACCAAAAUACAAGGAUAUACACGAGUGCACUCUACUUGCAGGAAAAGAUGAAAAUGCUAUAAAUCCUACAUGCUUACCAACUUCUGGGAAGAACGAGGGUUCAGAUUCAGUUGAGGCCGAAAAUCAAUUGGCAACUUCCUCUUCAACUGGUAUAGCUGAUAAUUUAGUUGGAAUGGAAGAUCAUGGGAAAAAAAUUUGUUCAAGAAAGGCUUUGAAAUGUGUAUCUUCAAGAAAUAUAAGAUCAUUGAACAAUUCCAAGAAUAAUCAAGAUCAUGCUGGCAAGCUGUGUCAAGUAAGCACAAGAAGAUGUAGCAAAGAGAACAAGUGUCCUUCCUUUCUUUUAGAUUCAGAAGUAUUUUGUUGUGUCUGUGGAGGUUCGAACCAAGAAGAUGUCAAUCACUUACUAGAGUGCAACCGAUGCAUGAUUAGAGUGCAUCAGGCCUGCUAUGGUGUUUCAAAACUUCCCAAAGGUCAUUGGUAUUGUAGACCAUGCAAGUCCAACUCCAAAAACAUAGUCUGUGUCCUAUGUGGUUAUGAAGGAGGUGCAAUGACCCGGGCAUUAAAAAGUCGAAAUAUUGUGAAAAGUCUGCUGCGGGCUUGGAAAGUUGGACUGCAACCUAAUUCCAUGAAAUCAGUUCCUUCAUCUGACAUUCUAAAGAAUGAGCUGUUGGGACCAGGUUCAGUUGGUGAAGCAUCUGGAUACCAGUCAUCUGGUUCUGCUUACACUGCAGGAGAAAUAGACUCCAAUAGCCUGCAUACGGCUGUUUUGAAAAUGGAUGUGCAAAACCUGAACAAAAGCAUACAACAGAGGGACGUUAGGACAAAAAACUUUCAGGCUUGUAACAGCGUAAUUGCUGGAGUACUUGAUCCAUCCAUUACACAGUGGGUUCAUAUGGUUUGUGGGCUUUGGACACCUGGGACACGGUGCCCAAAUGUGGGCACAAUGAGUGCUUUUGAUGUGUCUGGUGCUUCUCUUUCUAGGAAGAAUGCUGCUUGUUCAAUGUGUAAACGACCUGGGGGCUCAUGCAUAGAGUGCAGAGUUCCAAAUUGCUCUGUAUUGUUUCAUCCAUGGUGUGCACACCAGAAGGGAUUACUGCAAAGUGAGGUUGAAGGUGAUGACAAUGACAAGGUUGGCUUUUAUGGGAGAUGCCUGGAUCACGCCACCUUUAACAGUUUUAAUCUUGAUGGUCAUCCUGUGGAUCCUGAAGAAGAAAUUCCAAGAAACAGGGAUUGGACUUGUGCUCGUACAGAGGGCUUCAAAGGUCGAAAAAGAGAGGAAGGACUUGAUCCUACCCUUCAGAAGCCAUACAAGGAUGGUGGGGGAUGCAUUGUUUCCCAGGAGCAGAUCAAUGCGUGGCUUCAUAUUAAUGGGCAAAAGUCAUGCGCAAGAGGGGUAGUGAAACCACCAUGUUCAGAUGUGGAGUAUGAUUUCCGGGAAUAUAUUUGUUACAAACAGACAAAGGGGUGGAAGCAUUUGGUAGUCUACAAAUCUGGCAUUCAUGCACUUGGUCUGUACACAUCGAAGUUCAUAGCCCGUGGAGCUAUGGUGGUCGAGUAUGUUGGAGAGAUUGUGGGGCUCCGAGUUGCUGACAAGAGAGAAAUUGAGUACGAGUCUGGAAGGCGACUGCAAUACAAGAGUGCUUGCUACUUUUUUAGAAUUGAUAAGGAGCAUAUAAUUGAUGCCACUCGCAAAGGUGGGAUUGCACGAUUUGUCAACCAUUCCUGCUUGCCGAACUGCGUUGCCAAAGUUAUAUCAGUCAGGAACGAGAAAAAGGUGGUUUUCUUUGCAGAGAGAGAUAUAAACCCUGGGGAAGAGAUUACGUAUGACUACCAUUUUAACCAUGAAGAUGAAGGCAAGAAAAUUCCAUGUUUUUGCAAUUCAAAGAAUUGCAGGCGGUACUUGAACUAGAAAAAUCAAUUGAAACAAAGCCUGCAUUGUAUUUUACUCAGUUGUAAACUCAUUCAGGGUAUAAUGUUUUCUUCAUUUGGUCAUUUGCCCUGAGACAUUUUUAAUGGAGUCCAUUUACUUGUGUUUCCUUGUAUUUUUUUUUUUUUUUUUUUACAAGUGUUUCUUUGUAUUUAUAUGUAAAUAAAGUACAAGGUUUUGUCACUCUGGACUGUCAGCUGCCAACUAUGGUGAUUAACUAUGGCAUGUGAAAAGCUUGAUCGAAUUCAAUCGGUGUAAAGAAGAUAAUUAGAAUGAGACUUCUACGAUGGACUUUUCUUGAUGCAUAGUGCUUUUGUAGCAUUUGAAGAAGUUUGGCUUUCUUUUUGAAUGAGUGCAUAAGAACCGCCUUUCU
This is a messenger RNA of Elaeis guineensis (African oil palm), 7134 nucleotides long. RefSeq lists its product as uncharacterized. Gene Ontology annotation, molecular function: protein binding; histone H3K4 methyltransferase activity. Gene Ontology annotation, cellular component: histone methyltransferase complex. Gene Ontology annotation, biological process: positive regulation of DNA-templated transcription. NCBI's taxonomy places the organism in Eukaryota, Viridiplantae, Streptophyta, Magnoliopsida, Arecales, Arecaceae. The record is from RefSeq and is a predicted model, not a curated record.